Molecule: messenger RNA, 3504 nt
Organism: Amoebophrya sp. A25
Lineage: Eukaryota; Dinophyceae; Syndiniales; Amoebophryaceae
Source: the annotation of a GenBank genome assembly
AGGGACUACGACGGACAAUUUCUUCCCUCAUAUUAACUUGGUUCCAUCUUCUUUGUUGGGGUCCAGAGUCGACCAGGUUUUCGAUUUCAAUAUUAUCAAUAGACUGAGGUUUUGUGCAGCCUUUUUCUCGUUCCUUUCCUUGUUUUAAGAAGCAUGUUUUUGUAGUAGAUCUUCACACAAUACGUAUUGCAAAGAUUUAAGUAUGCGGACCACUUAGAAAUACAGACGAGCGUUUUUUCUGCAGAGCAGUUUGUCUUAAUGACUUUAUUUGCAUCCUUCUCAAUAAUUUUGUUCGCCGCGUGUUUUGUUGGAGAAUAGGUUGUGUCGUAAAAGCGAACUACUACAAGAUAACGAGAUAUUUGCAAUGAAAUUUUUAUCGUUAUUCAGGAGACUGAAAGGGGAAGAGCCGUCAUGACGUCUGGUGGUAUCUCUAGCCGUGCGAAGAACAAGGCCGCGACGAUGGUCAAUAGGAAUCCUCAAAAGUCACAAAAUGCACCGUCGUCCUCGUCCACCUCCUCGUUUCCACAUGCCGGAACUACAAGCGCGAUGAACGUAGCGAAUACGAGCACUGAGCAGAGCGUGCAAAGGCAAAGACGCCCGAAUGCUGACACUGAGUCGGGCGUGGAACUACAACAACUCGACGGAGAUGGCGACGGCAGGAGACGCGCCAGUACAGCGCCGCCGCCGGACGGCGCAGCGGUGGACACUACUGAAGUCCAAACAAGCUGUCUCGGGGGAGACGCGUUCCAAGUUACCAAGGAGGAGGAAGCGAAUAGAAGAAGAAAGCGACCACUUCAUUGGUGCACCCGUUGGACCAUGCAUUGGUCAUUUAAAAUAAUACCCUGGACGGCGGUUUCAUCAACUCCAUUGGCUGCUGUGUACUCAAUAAAGGGAAUCAUGACAAAGCUCGGAUUCGAAGAGUGGGGAAUGGCGUACACAAGCACCGUUGCCACAACAUACUGGCUCGCGGCUAUGGUACUCUAUCAGAUUUUGUCAGCAUUUUUCACCUGCUGAUGCUCGGACGUGUGGGUCUUAGGCUUAGGAGUCAGGAUCAUUUUCAUUACCUAACAAAGAAUAUGGGUUGUUAUCUUCAACAAACCUACGACAGAUAAUUUUUAAUUUCGUGAUGGCCUCACUCGUUUCGCCUGGCUUUGUGGAUACUCUCUACGUGCCACCCCACGACCGUCGCCGGGGCAAGUAUCGACUGAAGCAGCCACCAAAGAAAAAAAAGAAGGGAGGAAAUGAGGUCAAGUUAGACCCUGUUCUCGAAGCGAAGCAAAUAGCAGAGGGGAAAUCAGCAAAGGUAGCACAGGCCGAGGACUCUGAUGACGAGGACGAGGUGCCAAUUUAUUACGCGGCACGAUACUGCGAAAAAUGCCAAGUGUGGAAACCUCCAAGGACCCAUCAUGACUCAAUAACUGGGCGCUGCGUGCUGAGGAUGGAUCAUUACUGCCCAUUCACCGGCAACGUCAUCGCGGUAAGCUUUUUCUUUCUUGGGCUUACUAAUAUGGCCAUAACUACAUUUAGUUUUGUGUCAAUAACGCCGUUUGAUUCCUAAAUACGUUCGUUGCAUAAUGACUCGACCAGGGAGCACCCUCUCUUUGUUCUUGUUGCUUUGCAGCAAUAAGCGUCACGUACUAUCCGUAUUCCUCCUAUCACUAGGUGAUGAAUCACGGACACUUCGUUCUGAUGUAUUUUUACGCGACUAUCGGGCUUUUUUGGGCAUUAGCCUGGUGCCUUGCCAUAAUCCAGAGCACGGGAAUGAAACUAACGGAAGAAAAUGCCUCGAUUUUGAAGCAAAAAAUGAGUGGCGGAAUUUUUGAAGGGUGGGAAGGAUACAUCAACUUCGCGCCCGUGCAUUUUACCUUUUUUUUGAUCGAGCUGAUCCCUUCAAUAGUGAAGCACGCGGGAACCGAUGUACUCGUUUUGACAGGUAUUGUGCCGCUAUAGUGCGUCUUGAUGAAUUUCCUUGCACAUGGAUACAGGCGAUUAAGUACUCCUAGAGCUUUUUUGCAGAACAGCACCACGACCACCUGGCUUUUUCCCAUAGUUGUGUUUUCCCUCAACGUCUUCCUCAUAUACUUGCUCCCUGCAUAGAAUUACGUUUUAAACAACUACUUAGAACAUCAACGCAUCAUCUACAAUCUAUCCACGACUUUCACCUUUCUCUUCUUUAUAUUCCUACUUCCUACAACUCAUCCUUAUUUAUUUCCUCCUCAGUUUUGGAUGUAGUGUUUCUGACAAUUGUGCUGUCGUGUGGCGGUCCGGCGUUGAUGUUUGCGGGCUCUAACGUGACAGCGUUGGAAUACAAUCUGCCACAGCUGAAUGAAUAUGUCGAGAUUUCGGACCAAGUCUUUUGUCCGAUCGGCCCUUUUUUCUAUGACACAAAAUCGAGAAUCGCAAACGUCAAGCAAAUACUAGGGUCCAACUGGAUCUUGCGCCUCCUUCUUCCCGUGCCAGGAAAGGUCGAUUACGUGGCGACAGCCUACAAUCCGGUAAAUAGACUAAUAAAUUCAUUUUUGCACACAGUUGUCGGACCAUGAUAUUUCUUCUUUUCUUUCGACGGUAAUAUUGCUUUUUGUUUUUGCAUUUUUUCAAGUCCAAAACCAAAUUCAAACUUUCUUGCAGCCAUGCUCUGCAGAUGCGGUAGAGCAGAUAAAAAUGCGUAUUUUGCAGUGGGAAGAGGAAGGAUGCAGACUGCAAACAAAAAGCUACGCAGAACUUGGGAUUGCUCAACCCCCCGAAGAAGACGAGUUCGAUGAUAGUCCCAAGGACGCAAAACCGCAAACUCCCCAGACGGGCCAAGUGUAGUCGUUGUGGAAGCUAUCCACGUCACACAUCACGUACUAGAAUCAAAAUGACCGCUUCCUUUCACAGCCCCUUCAUGGCUCUUUAAUACUCAUAAUUUGUAGCACUUUCAUACUUCAUUGAAGUUGGUAGGCAGUGACAUCUCUCCCUUCGCUUCUAUUGCUAUAGUUCCCCGCACAGCUACUCGCUACAGCUCCAACACAUCGGUAGUUGCUUUUCAUAUUCGCAUUCGCUUUAUUCAACCGAUGUGGUGGUUCUGGCUUUUUUCGGAAGUCCUUCUCUUCCCGAAUCCUUCUCUCCGUUUUUACACACAAAUGGGACUGCCUCCUCCUUUCUCUGCGAAUUAACAUGCAACAUUGGCGCGCAUCUCUCUCUCUCUCUCUCGACUCGAUUCAUUUGUACUUACUACCGAAGCAUCAAAUGCAGUUGUCUCAAAUCUGAAAGAAUUCCGAGAGUACUAAGACAAAUAGUGGCCUGGUGUAUAGCUCUCUUCCUCUUGUACACAUCAGCGCUAUAGAAGAAAGAGCUCGAAGAUGUCGCGUUUGCAUGUCUAAUCGCAUUGGUUGUAUCGACACGUGUUGAGCUUCUGCAUUAGCUCUCUGGACAAUCAUUAAUACUCGGACGUCACUAAAAGCAGAACACGAAACCGAUGCGACAGCUCGAUGGAGAAGAUCGAGACUAGUACCUACAAGGGAG